Molecule: messenger RNA, 4193 nt
Organism: Syngnathoides biaculeatus (alligator pipefish)
Lineage: Eukaryota; Metazoa; Chordata; Actinopteri; Syngnathiformes; Syngnathidae
Gene: gne
Product: glucosamine (UDP-N-acetyl)-2-epimerase/N-acetylmannosamine kinase
Exons: 14
Coding region: 150-2357 (735 amino acids)
Biological process (GO): UDP-N-acetylglucosamine metabolic process
Molecular function (GO): hydrolase activity, hydrolyzing O-glycosyl compounds; N-acylmannosamine kinase activity; UDP-N-acetylglucosamine 2-epimerase activity
Source: RefSeq, a predicted model, not a curated record
CCUCCGUGGGAAUCUUGACAACGCUUUGCGUCUUGGCAAAGCGCAAAAUACUGGUGAAAAAUACUACAGGAAAAGGUGAAUACGCCGGGGGGCAAGCACGCAAAUUAGUGAAUCCUUUCUUCGGAUAAUUCAAGGAACUUUACUACAAAAUGAUGCAAAGCAGUGAAAAGCUGAAAAGGGAAAAGAUGGACAAUCUCAAUCAGUGUAAGGAGAGGCUAAGGGUGUGUGUGGCAACAUGCAACAGGGCAGACUACUCGAAGCUGGCCCCGAUCAUGUUUGGGAUCAAAUCCCACCCUGAUGAGUACGACCUGGAUGUAGUGGUGCUUGGUUCGCAUCUUAUUGAUGACUAUGGGAACACUUUUCGUAUGAUUGAGCAAGAUGACUUUGACAUCAGCUCCAAACUGCACACAAUUGUAAGGGGGGAGGAUGAGGCAGCCAUGGUGGAGAGUGUUGGGCUUGCUCUGGUCAAACUUCCAGAUGUCCUACAAAGACUACGGCCGGAUAUUGUCAUUAUCCAUGGAGAUCGUUUUGAUGCACUGGCUCUUGCAACUUCUGCAGCACUGAUGAACAUUAGAAUACUUCACCUAGAAGGAGGAGAGGUUAGCGGGACAAUUGAUGACUCAAUCCGCCACGCCAUCAGUAAACUGGCCCAUUACCAUGCCUGCUGCACACGAAGAGCAGAGCAACACCUCAUAUCCAUGUGUGAAGACCAUUCUCGUAUCUUGCUGGCUGGCUGUCCCUCCUAUGAUAAGCUGCUAUCACCUCAUAACCAAGACUAUUUGGAUAUCAUCAAGAGCUGGUUGGGCGACAAUGUGCAGGAUCAUGACUACAUUGUGGCUUUACAGCACCCAGUCACCACUGAUAUUCAGCAUUCUAUUAAGAUCUAUGGACUCAUGUUGGAUGCACUUGUCUCCUUCAAGAAAAGAACCCUCAUCCUCUUUCCCAACAUUGAUGCUGGAAGCAAAGAAAUGGUCCGUGUAAUGAGAAAAAAGGGCAUUGAGCAGCAUCCCAACUUCCGGGCAGUGAAGCAUAUUCCCUUUGAGCAGUUCAUUCAACUAGUGUCCCAUGCCGGCUGCAUGAUUGGAAACAGCAGCUGUGGUGUGCGAGAGGCCGGGGCCUUUGGCACGCCGGUCAUCAACCUGGGAACAAGACAAACAGGCAGAGAGACAGGUGAAAAUGUUCUUCAUGUUCGGGAUGCCGACUCGCAUGAUAAGAUCUACCAUGCUCUGCAGCUGCAGUUUGGAAAGAGAUACCCCUGUUCCAAGAUCUAUGGUGAUGGAAACGCUGUCCCUCGCAUUCUCAAGUUCUUACAAUCCAUUGAUUUGAAUAAGCCCCUUCAGAAGACAUUCUGCUUCCCCCGGGUGAAAGAUUCCAUUUCCCAAGAUAUUGAUCAUAUCCUGGAGAAACAAAGUGCUUUGGCAGUGGAUCUUGGUGGUACCAACCUCAGAGUAGCAAUUGUCUGCUCUCAGGGUUAUAUAGUGAAGAAAUACACUCAACCAAAUCCAAAAACCUUUGAGUCCAGAAUGCAGCUGAUUUUGAAAAUGUGUGAAAAGGGCAUGCAAGAUGCAGUUUCUCUCAACUGUAGGAUACUGGGUGUUGGAGUGUCAACUGGCGGCCGAGUGAACCCACAAGAGGGUAUGGUACUGGACUCCACAAAGCUAAUCCAGGAGUGGACCUCUGUGGAUUUGAGGACACCCAUCUCUGAUACUUUUCACUUGCCUGUCUGGGUGGACAAUGACGGAAACUGUGCAGCCCUGGCCGAAAAGAUGUUUGGUCAUGGUAAAGGAGUAGAGAACUUUGUCACUGUCAUCACAGGAACAGGUAUUGGAGGAGGGAUUAUCCAGCAUAACGAGCUGAUCCAUGGCAGCACUUUCUGCGGCGCUGAACUGGGUCACAUCAUGGUGUCGUUAGAAGGCCCGGAGUGCUCAUGUGGAAACCGAGGAUGCAUUGAGGCGUAUGCUUCUGGCCUGGCCUUGCAGAGAGAGGCAAAAAAAAUUCAUGAUGAUGAACUUCUGAAAGUGGAGGGAUUGGAUAUAAAGCUCUCUGAGCCAAUCACUGCAGCUCACCUCAUCAGUGCAGCAAGACUGGGAAAUACCAAAGCUGUAGCCAUUCUCAACAAGGCCUCCAUGGCACUAGGCAUGGGCAUCAUCAACAUCCUGCACACAAUCAACCCCUCACUUGUGAUCCUGUCUGGUGUCUUAGCUUCGAUAUACCAAGAACCAGUGAUGCGACUUAUCUCUAGUAGAGCCCUCAUACCUGCUCAGAGCACUAAGGUGGUCACGUCAGAUUUGGAAGAACCUGCUUUACUAGGAGCUGCAAGCAUGGUGUUGGACUAUGCUACAAAAAGGACAUAUUAAAGGAUACACAUAUUGUGUGUCUCUGAUCAUGAAGUAUUUUGCCAUCAAGAAAAGGUCAUCUUAAUAUAUAAGCAAUCUGAGGAUGGGACUCUGUUGAAAAUAUGAAUGUAUAAUUAAUUAGACUCAAUUGUCCUAAAUUCAACAUGGUUUAAUUUUAGGAUUUUUUUUUUUUUUUUAAAACAUUAUGACUUUAAAAUAGUUUAUUUGUGGCUGUUGAAAAAUUGGAUCACAUGUUGGAGGGUUGAAGGGCUUUGACGCUAUGAAAACUGUUUUUUGUAAUUUUUUACAAAACCACGCUGAUCAAGGCUUUCAUCAGGAAGUUUUUUUUUUUUUUAAUAGAGUUUCCCUCCCAUCAGUCCUGGCAAUGCCAUUUCAUAGAUAUGAAGAGGUACAAAUGACACAUCCCUUUUGAGCUGUGUUCCUACAGGUAAGGUAAGCCAGCAUGUGUGUGGCCUGCAAAAAAACAAAAGACCAAGGAUGUCGGGAGAUUGAGUGGGAUAAGCGGAAUUGAAUGGAUGAAUUUCUUUAUAAUUUCCAUCCGUUAAUUUUCUUAGCCGCUUAUCCUCACAAGGGUGGCGGGGAGUGCUGGAGCCCAUCCCGGGUGUCAUCGGGUAAGAGACGGUACACCCUGAACUGGUUGCUAGUCAUUCACAGGGCACAUGAAGACAGAUAACAGCCGCACUCACAAUCACACCUACGGGCAAUUUAGAGUGUCCAAUUAAUGUUUUUGGGAUGUGGGAGGGAAUUGGAGUGCCCGGAGAAAACCCACGCAGGCACGGGGAGAACAUCCUUACUCCACACAGGCGGGGCCGGAUUUGAACCCCUGUCCUCAGAACUGUGAGGGCAAGGCUUUAUCGCUGCCCACCCUGCCGCCGCCUUUGUAAUAUAUUAAUUGCAAAUAAUGUUGAAGUUCCAUCCCUUAACCAAACCCAUCUACAUUUUUUUUUAUAUGAAUUGAAAAUGUUUUGAGCUUUUUUUUAAUGUAAAAUGGAACUCAUUCUCCAACUGUUGACAAUUCAUUCAUCCUGAGCCAGAGGUUGGCGACAUUCCCACUUCAUAAAUCCAUUGUGCAAUCUUCAAUCAGAUCAAAUCUGAUCAAAUUAGCCUGGUGAAAAAGAAAAGCAAGUAAAAUUGUUUUUUUUUUUAAUAGAAAUAUAGCAUUGGAACAUACACCAGGUCGUAAUUUGCUGGUGUAAAAUAAUUAAUCCAUUAAAAGGCUUGUUUCACUCAUGACCAAAUUUUAGCGAGACACCAUGUUUCUAUAUUUAUUCUUCUUUAACCUUUCUACAAAUGUUGUUUAUCGCUUACUAAUGGUGACUAUUGCUAUAUAACGUCAUACAUUCCGCAUUCACUGCUGUUAAUUUUUGAAAACCAGGAUGGGGAAAAUCGGGCUUCCAUUAGUGGUCUCAAAGACUUGUGAUAAUUUACCUAAAAUUGAAAUAAUUGAAUUACUGAAUUAUAGGCUGAACACUGUAGUGUCGGAAAUGUAUUGUUUUUGCUGCUAUUAUGAAGGACUGAUGUAGUGGUAUACAUUUGAUGUACUAUUGUUUAGAAUUUCACUUUUGUUUUUUUCUAUUGGUUUAUAAUGGUCCAAGUGAAUACACAACAAAGCGGUUACAUUUAAAGCACCUUUCUACCUCUUAAGGUAGCUUUUUAACAAUGUUGCCUCAUUCACAUCAUAGUGUGUGACUUGAAGGAACAAUUAGCAGCUCAUGAACCACAAUUGGGUUCCCAUGCUAUACAAUACGGCCAUUGUAUCACAUCUGUCAUGUCCUAGUUUCUGUACGCACGCACAUAUGUAUGUACACCGUUAAAUAAAGAGAAUACUAUUUGUGA